Messenger RNA from Bactrocera dorsalis (oriental fruit fly), 2030 nucleotides. Its product is annotated as transforming growth factor beta-1-induced transcript 1 protein. Gene Ontology annotation, biological process: positive regulation of substrate adhesion-dependent cell spreading; cell-cell adhesion; positive regulation of integrin-mediated signaling pathway. Bases 512 to 1045 code for a protein of 177 amino acids. The transcript is spliced from 5 exons. Gene Ontology annotation, cellular component: cell-cell junction; focal adhesion; cytoplasm. NCBI's taxonomy places the organism in Eukaryota, Metazoa, Arthropoda, Insecta, Diptera, Tephritidae. The record is from RefSeq and is a predicted model, not a curated record.
AAUGCGGCUGCUUCGUUGUUGCGUUUGGUCGAUUCACAGUUCGACUGGCGAUGCCGGUUACGCUGCCGUUCAGUUUGCUUGGACGCUUUCAACUCUACGGUCGUACGUCAGUCGUAUUCGCAAGCGAGUUGGAAACGCGCAACGCCAACGAAACCAAAAUCGUCUGCAGUUAAUUUCCAGUGAAAUAAAAAUAGAAAAAAAUUACAAAAAAAAACAAUCAUUACUCUGGUAACAACGAAAGUGUAGCCAACACCAGCAACAACAUUAACAAAAGUAGUCAACAUAAAACAACAACAGCAACAACAGCUAGCGAAACGCUCAACAAGUGAUUCCUUGGCUUUGGUAAUUCACUUAAGCAGUUUUACUUCGGCACAAAGCUCGGCUGUUCGCUGAACUUCGCGGGUGAAAGGAAAAAGGGUAAACGUGCAAAUCGUGCGUAGACUAUUGAAGAGCAAGAAGCUUGAUAACAGAAUAAAUUUAAUUUUGAAGGAAGCAUAAAUCAGCGGACAAAAUGUCGGAAUCAGUUUGUCACAAAUGCAACGAAGUCAUCACGAAACGCAUCAUAACCGCGCUCGGCAAGACUUGGCAUCCGGAGCAUUUUGCCUGCAAGGACUGUAACACACCCAUCGAGGAGGCCACAUUUAAUAUACAGGAUGGUGAGCCCGUGUGCUCCAAAUGUUUUCUGAAAAACUACUCAGGCACCUGUCACGGCUGUAAGCAACCCAUUUUGGAGCGCACAAUCAAGGCACUCGGCCAGACUUGGCACGAAGAUUGCUUCGUGUGCGGGGGCCCAUGUCAGAAGCCACUGGUGGGCACAUCAUUUUAUGAGCGCGAUGGACGCGCCUACUGCAAGACAGACUUUGAAGAAUUAUUCGCGGCACGAUGCGCCGGCUGCGCCAAACCCAUAACAGAAAACGCGAUUGUGGCACUAAAUUCCAAAUGGCACAGGGACUGCUUCAAAUGCAAGAAAUGCGCCAACCCCAUCACGGCGAGCAUAUUCGCAGUCGAGGAGAACAAACCGGUGUGCACGGAGUGCUCAGCUUAGAAGCCAGCCGCAAGGAAGACAACUGAAGUAAUAAAUAAUGUGAAUGAAUGCUAAGGACAAUGAAUAAAAAGACACAUAGAAAGCAAGAAAGAGAGAGAGACACAGCGAAAAAGAGAGAGAGAGAGAAAGAGUGCGCUGGCGAGCGCAAGCGUUUAAUUACCUGAAAAAUCUAGUUUUAAAAGGCAACUCAAAUAACAAAAGGGAUAAAAGUGAAAUAAUACACAAUGCAAGCAACGAAAGCGAAGAAUCUUAUAUGCAAAAUAGAGUGGAUUUUGUUUUUCUAAUUGCUGCGCUACUAACCAGGAAUACCAGGCAUAGAAUCUACGCAUAAGGAAAUAUUUGCAAGUCUUCAGUUAAUCAAAAGUAUAAAUAUGUAUGUAUGUACUACACAACACACUCACACACCCACCACACGGAAACUACACAUGAAUUCCACAACACAAUCCACUGUACCGAACGCUGUAGACACCCACACACACACACUCAAACACGCCGAGAAAUAUUUUACUGCCGGACGGACAAAGUGGUUGCUGUGUGAAUUUUUUUCUGGGCGCUAGCCUGCCUCACUAAAAGCUCCCUGGCAAUAUUAAAAGCUCCCUGGCAUUAUUAAAGCUCCCAAAAAGCUCCCUGGCAUUAUUAAAGCUCCUUAAAAGCUCCUUGGCAUUAUCAAAAUGUCAUGCAUUCGAACCUAAAAACCGGCAAUUAAUUGUUGUUGCUUUUUCUCACACUAACUGCAGGCAAAUUUAUUCCACAAGCUUCUAUUUGCGUUUGAUUCGUUUUAAGGAAUUUCUUUUCUUCCACUUUUCUUCGUUCUUUUUUUUUGGAGAAAGAAAAAAAUUAUACUUAAUUGUUUUUUUUUAUAUUCCUAAGACUUUUUUUUACUAAAAAUCAUGUAAAUUGCAUUGGUUCGUAUAUUCCUAAGUGACAAAUUUAUCUUUUUGCAUUUUUGCGAUUUUCAUUUUCUUCCAAAAAAAACUCAACUCAA